Molecule: messenger RNA, 8027 nt
Organism: Dunckerocampus dactyliophorus (ringed pipefish)
Lineage: Eukaryota; Metazoa; Chordata; Actinopteri; Syngnathiformes; Syngnathidae
Product: cilia- and flagella-associated protein 46
Exons: 59
Coding region: 1-7767 (2588 amino acids)
Biological process (GO): axoneme assembly; cilium movement involved in cell motility
Source: RefSeq, a predicted model, not a curated record
AUGGACCUUGAUGCCAUCCAGUACUUGGCCAAGGCCAAGAAGAACCGAGACUCUGGAGCUUUGCAGUCAGCCUUCAAUGUAUUGGAAGUGAUGACAGCAGCUGGAAGCCCAGAAGGAGCACGCGGCUUUGACCCACAUUUGUAUGUAUUCUGUGGGGAAGAAGCACUGCAGCUGGGCUGUUUAGAGAUAAGCGCGGCAUGCCUAAAGAAGUUCUUUGAGCGCAACCCACCAGCUGAUCAAUAUUUAUGUCGAGCCUUGAUCUGCCAAGGCCAGCUGAAGUGUCCCCCGGCCACAGGGAGCAUGGAAGACUUUCAGGAGAAUGUGCAGUGUUUUCUGAAAGCAAUUGAAAUUGCAAAGAGAGAGAAAAGAUCUCAUUACAUUGUGUUCAAUGCGUCAGUGCUGUAUCUCCAGAUGGUACGUCCUCUCCUGCAGCCAGGGCGGUGUCGCCACCUGAUUGCCUCCCUCAGGCAGGUGGUCAAAAGUCUGGAUGCGGUGGCUGACAAGAACCACAGCUGGAGGGCAGAACUCAUGAUACACCUAAUUGACUGUCUUUUGGACUCGGGGAGAACAGACGAUGCUGGAAGUUAUGCUCGAGUUACAGAGGAAUUCAUCAGGAAACACUGUCCAGAUCUUUAUCCAAAAGUCUUUCGUUUACAGGUGUGGCAUAACCUAUCAAAAAAGGAAGUUCUUCUUAAAAAGAGCCGGCAGUCAACUACCUUAGCUGUCAUUUACAAAAUGCUACAAUUUAAAAGGUUGUUGGGAGAAAUAAAGGAAGAUGAGGUUGUAAAAAAGGAUUCAAACGAGCUAGAGGAGAUUUUUAGUCUUCUCGGGGAUUCCGCAAAAGCAUCUCUUCGGCAGCCCAUCGAGCCAUCUAGCAGAGUGUCCUUCCUCAUAGAGCUGGCUUUGCUGGCCUUGCAAGGGAAGAAUCAGAAAGUGGCAGCCAAAUGCUUAAAAAAGCUACACUCAGCAGGGGAGACUAGUAUCGGUGAACAAAUAAUAAUGGAGUGUGUCAACUGUGAAAUAAACCUCCAGAAGAAAGAGACAAAGAUGAAUGACUUUUCCAAAUCCAUUGUGGAGGCCCGUCUAAAGGAAAUAGGGAAGCUGAAUCAGUGUCUACAGGUUGCAGUGAGAGAGGGGGACCCUCAGGCUGUGCAGGCAGUGUGUGCGACCCAGUGGAGUUUCUGUCUCCCACUGUUGCAGCACAGUGUACGCAAACAUGUGAAGACACCCUUGUCCCGGGUGGCCCAAGCACUGGAAGAUAUGCGAUGUAUGCUGUUCCCAGUCCGAUGUCUGGUCCAUGCAGAGCUUGCAGUGAUUGAAGAAGAGGAUGGACUCCUUGAGGCCUCGAUCACUCACCUCCAAAAAGCCAUGCUGUUGGAUAACGGCACCCAAAAAGAAAGAUUGUUGUCAGCUUUCCACCUCCUACAGCUCCGAAGAGACCUCUAUCAAACGCCCUCUUGCAACGAGGAUAAAGCCGCUAUGCUCAUGCAGCAGGUCAAGGACAUGCAAACCCAGCAAGAUACAGACUGUCGUCCCUUACUGCUGACUGUGGGUCAACUGUUGGCUCCUGCUGAUUUCCAGAUGGUGCUGAAUGGAGAGAGCACUCCUAAAUUUACCAAAGCAAGUGUUGGAUGUGGGCCAAUAGUUCAGCUCUCUGCUGAGGCUCAGCAUUACUAUGCAGCUGUACAGAAGUUGGACGGAUACCUGGAUCGACAAGGAGAAAAUGCUGACAACACAGAGAGACUGAGGCUGUGGGCAACACUUGCAAAGACGGCACGAAAACAGGAAGUCUGGGAUGUGUGCCGUGUCGCUUGUCGAUUCUGUUUGCUUUAUGAUGAGGGAAAAAUGAAGAUGCCCAAGUGUCACAAAUCUCGAUGCUCAGAGGAAGGGAGCUCUACUGAAACCGUCAGCAGUUGUGAAGAAACUCAGCCCUGUGUGAAGAAGUUGCGCCUUUUAGCCGAAAUAUGUUAUAUUACUGCUGAGGCUACUAUCCAAAAGCUAAAAAUGCAGGGUGUGCAGCUCAACAGCCCUGCAGUCCUUCCACAGGAUGGAGGUGUUUCUGAAGACGAUCCACACUGGAUUACUUAUAGAGACUGGAUCCAGUCUUUGUCUGCCUAUGCCUCCUCUACUUUCUUGCGUGCAGCUGAGCUUGGUGCACAGAUGAGGGAGCCUUGGAUUGUGGCAAAUGCGGCUAUUUACUUAUGGAACUACAACAGGCACUUGCUGAUUGCUGGAGACUAUAAAUGUCUCAUCCCCACCUUCCAAAGCCUGGUAGAGUUGCUCCAAAAAACAGAGUGCAUUAGUAACCGUGCGCUGUUGGUGCUCCUGUGUGACGUUGUGGCUCGAGGUUUGAUCCAGCAUCUGCUGGUAGCUGACAAUGUGGAGCAAGCCCCUCAACAAGACAAGGGCAAAUUCAAAAUGACCAGUCUCCAAGCUGGUGUGCUUGACACUGAUAAUCUCCACAAUGUCCAAAAAGCACGAGAGCUGUGUGACUACUCCCUGUCCAUAUCCAACUGCAACACCCGAGGGGAGAAAGUCCCAAUUGCUGUGCAGAAGCAAGUAGUGGCCACCUGGGUGCAGAUCAAGAGCCUCCUGCAGCAGCAGCCUGGCUCAGGUAUCGACAUGGAUGAAAAGAGUGAAGAAAUGUCGCCUCUGACACGUGUGCUGAUUCAAGUGGAGAUGCUCCAGUCCAAUAAGAAUCCCAGUAACUUGGAGAGUUGUGAUCCCGGUCUCUCAACACUGGUGAGCAUGGUGUCGAAUGCCAAAUGGACCGAUGCUGUGGUGGAGUUGCAGAUAUGGUGUCAGCUUGCGACAUUCUGCCACCAUGCUAAGGAGUACGGCUUGGUGCGGAGCUGCGCUGAAAAUGCGAUGCAGCUGGAGGAUGCAGCAGCAAGCUGCCUCAACACCACACCUUGCCUCUUGUACGGCUUAUCUGCAGUAAAUGAAAUGCUGAGCAGUGCUGCCUGUCUGAGGGGCUUGAGCACAAUCCAUGAUUCCAUUGGAGAUUUACAUAUUUACAGGGCAGGCAUGGACAUCCUUCUGUCUAGUGUCAGGUAUGCAAAGAAGGCUGGACAUCCAGAGCUAUGUCGUACAGCUGCAAGACAUUACUGGAAUGCUUGCCUACCUCUAACACAGUCACCUGAGGAAAGACACCAAUUGAGAGAGCCACUGGAAGAAAUUCUCAAUGCUCUCAUCCACACUCAUACUAAAUAUGCAACUGACAAAGUAAAAGGUUUGCAGACAUCGGCAGCAGUCCCUCCUGGGAAUUCCAAACCUGAAGCACCAAGUAAGAGCUACAAGGAUCCCGGCAUGGUGUACAUGUAUGAAGAAGCCCUAACCCUGAGAUCAUCGAUUUACUGUCUGUUGCUUCAAGUACACAUAGAUAGAACAGACUGGAACGGUGCUCUCCAGCUGCUGGAUAAUGCUGUUAGAGAUAUGCCUUCAACCAAACACAGACUACCUCUGCUGAAAUACCGCAUACAGAUGAAAGCACGGCUGGGGGAAAGUGUAUUGAUGGACAUGCAGACGUUGCAAGGCAGAGAAGAGCAUCAUUGUUCAUUUAUGUGGAACAAAGUAGCGCGGUGUUCUUGCAAUACAACACAGCAACUGGACUGUUUUCGGAAAUCUGUCACCUAUUUCUUGAGUGAAGAAAAUCAAUGGCAAAAAGUCGGCUUCAUGCUAGAAUUUGGGGCAUGGCUUUACUGUCAUAAUUUCCCUAAAGAGGAUGCUCAGCACCAGGUUCAGUGGGCUGUUGACAUUCUCCUUCACUUGGAAACAGAGAGGUCAGAAAAGCCAGAGGACGAGUGUCAGGAGUUGGAUGAGAGCUCAGUGACAUGUGACACUCUGGCUGUUGUCCAAGGGCUGUCAUUCACACAAAGCGUAUCCAGUCUGAAGGAGGUGCAACGCCUAAACAGUUUGGUACAAGCACACACGCUGCUUGCUGUCAUGGCAGACAGGAAUUCACCCGAGCACCAGAUUAACCUACUUAGAGCUUACGACUUUGUACUGCAAAUGUGGAAUGUGUCAAUGACAGUUUGUGUGAUUCCCAGUGAGCAUGCAAAACGUCAGUCACCUCAUUCUCCCGCUGCUGCUGCCGGGCCAAAAAAAGAAAAGGGCAAAGGCAAAAAAGCGAAAGAUGCUGCUCCCGCAGAGGUGAAACCCAAAGCUCCCUUGGAUACAAUACUUCCGACUAAUCUGGAGUAUUGGGUUAAAUACACUUGUUCUGAUCAGGUCCGUUACAUGUUUAAAACCACCUGUAACCCCCAGUGCAUCAGUAUUCAUAGCAUAACAAAGCAGGCCCAGAGCUUAUAUUAUCUUAACCUUCUGGAAAAGGAGCUCCAUUCGCUUUCACUCAGCCACCUGACGCUACCCAUAAUGCACCUAGCUGAGACAAUUGCUUAUGACCUUUUGGACAGGAGGAGCCUCUCUGACCUAUAUCGACUCAGAAUUGUGAGGACCUGCAGUCAGCUUGGCAUGGAGACACAUUCCCCGUACCACGAAAGUCUCUUGAAUCUGAUUAAAAUACAAGAACAAGAACAAAUCGGGUGCCACAGGGCCAUCAUUCUUUUACAGGAGAGAAGAGGCCUCUGCAAACCGUGUAAUCAGAAAGAUGGACUGGAUGAAAAGUCUGAGCCACCUCUACAGACGAGGAAUUUGUUUCCUCUGGAUAUUUGGGUGGACAAAGCCGAGGUUUGCCUGGCAAUGGGGCUGUACCAAGGAGCCAGGCAGCUCCUGGCAGAAGCCCAGUUGGUAGCAUCAGAGUUUGAAGACCAGACAGUAAUGGCAAGAAUCUUGCUCAAUAUGGCUGCUCUGGCUUGUGAUGAACAGACCUAUGCCCAGGCUCUGUACCUUCUGGACAAGGCCCAAGCAUUUGGCGGCGAUGAGUACUUCUGGUACAAGUUCACUCUCACAAAGGUCUCCGCUGUAGUAGGUCAGAGACAACAGGAUGCACAAGCUAAGAUUGAUCAGAUUAUAAAGCAUGGCUGUGAAGCUCUAAAACAGGUUCUGGAGCAACGGAUAAACCGAGUCUCAGAGAUCACCUUCUUACUCACAUCCUUAGAAAUGAGGGGUGCUACUGAGUGUAUACAUUCCAUUUUUGACAAUCGUUCUGGAGAUGCAUGUUGCACGGAGGACAUCCAAACGGUGAUAACUGCUUGCGAGACGCUCAGACAGUGUGCAAGAGUUUUCACUCAACUCAACUACAAAGACCAUGCUGCAAGGAGCAAUGAAGAGUGCACACAUGGUCUGAGAUUCCUGGCAAACAAAGCGACAGACAACAAGGAAAAGCAACGCUUCCUGAUUGAUGGACUCUCCUGCAUGUAUUCAGCUAUCUCUGAGCAAGAACGGGUGGUUUUGAAUGCUCAGGCCCUGCUCCAGCUGGAAGAGGAGGGUUCUGGAGUUCUAUUGUCACCCACUUGGACACUGCUGCGCCUGCGCCUCACCCUGGUAGAUGUUUGCUUGGCAAUACUGGAGGAGCAAUGUGAAGAAUUGAUAAACCGAGGCCUGGCCAAGGACAAGACCAUUGCUGAGAUAGCAAUUGAGGAUUUUAUGCGCAGUAUACCUGAACCCAACUCCAUUGAACAGGAGUGGAUGAAUGUGAGCAGCACAUUGGGUCAGAUGGCUUUGGGCCAGCUGGCUGCAGUGAGCUCUUCUUCCGUAGACAGCAUGGAGGUGAGAGCUCACUGCUUGACUUUGAUGGGAAAGACCCUGAGACUGCUGGCUGUGCAGGAGGAUCCUGUUUAUCUGUCUUCUCUCUGGGACAGAGACAUUCAGCAGGAAUGUUUGAGUGACCCGAAUGACACGGAGGAAAAUAAUUCCGAGAAAGACAGCACUUUAAGCAGUGAAGAGUUAAAGAUGACCUCUGCCAAAAGCGCUGAGCAGCAGCGAAAGAGACAAAAAGCGGAGAAGCUUUUGGCCCAAGCCAGCAACGUAUUGUCUGAAGCUGUGACCUUGUGUCUUGAGCACAAGUUGUCAGCCUCCAUUCUAAGCAACGCCUCUCUCAAUAUGCUGAAUUGUCAUGGCCAGUCAGAUCAUGAACUGGCAGGUCAAUAUCUCGCCUUGUUUCAGAGUGCUUGUACUGUUAAAGUAAUGGCUGAAGUCUUAAGUUCAGCCUGUGCUGACACCAGUGUGUCCCAGCUCGCAGCUCUACUCAGCCUUCACAAAAAACUCUAUGUCUCUGAAGAGGGGAGGCCCACUAGAACGCUGGAAGGAGUGAAACAUUCCCUGAACGCCAUCUCCAAGGCCUUCUCUCAGCUUACCAUCAAUCCCAACCACUUGAACCUUGUUGCAGAACUUGUGCCUGACUUGAAGAUUAUUUUACUUCAGCACUCUGACGACGGGUCAGAACUUUAUGGAGCUUUUUACAGCACGACGGAAGCUCCAGAAGAUCAAAAAGGGAAGACUUCACAAAGUUCCGUGACAUGCUCUAGCGUGGCCAAGGUUUCUGUCUGCCCAAGGGCUCUGCUUGCACUUCAGGAGCAGACCCGGGCCUUUGACCAAGAGACAAGACAUGCCCUUCUGAAGGAGGCCUUUUUAUAUGAGGGAAGAGGUGAAGAAGACCCUGAAGAGCAUCACAUUUCUGAUUCAAAAACUGAUGCAGAAAACGUGUUGACACUUCACUUCAGAGAAAUUGUUCAGCAAAUGGAGGAAUAUUUGAAUCCCCUCCUUACUCAGUUGGACUUCUCUUGUUUGAGUUCCCAAGAGUCAUCUGAACCAAUCUCUGAAGAGAUCCAAAGCACAAUGGAAGAAAAAGUACCAUCAGCCAAAGAAAACACAUCACCUCAACCAGGAGAGUUUGUGGUGUUGCUAGCUGACUGGAAGUUGAUGGAGUUGCCAUUGGAGGCUUUGUCUGUCCUUCAGGGAAACCUUAUAAGCUCUGUGUCACGAGACUUCUCACUACAGCUGCUCCACAAUCGUAUGCAAAGAGAAGAGACAACCAAAGCAGUGGAAAAGGAAUCCAAAGGUGGUAAAGGCAUUAAGGGGAAAGCCGAUCAAAGCCAACCCAUCAAAGCAAUGGCAACCAGUCAUGCUCUACCUGCUCACACCUUCCCAGUGGACACACGGAAGUUGAAAUGCAUCUUUAAUGACAAAGAUAUCAUCCACACUUCUAGCAACUUUGAAGGGACCACUCUUGGUGAGAAGACGAAGAUGAAGUGGGAAGCUCGGGGCCAGCAUUUUAACCCUCUGUUAGCAGGCUUUGUGGGCAUCAAACAAACUCCCAGUUUGAGUGAGAUAGAGAAGAUACUGUGCAGAUGCAGUGGGUUCAUGUACCUGGGAAUGGAACGCUUUUGGGCUCACAUUACACCUGCUAAACUCGCGGCCCUCAAUCUGUCAGAGUGCCAGAUGGUUGUCCUCUUUGAUCUGGUCCAGUGCAACACCAAAGGCCAGCACUUCUCAAACUUUGACAUUCACAAAAGGGCUGGACGGUGCACCUUCGAGAAACCCUUGGAGGUCGCUCUGUUGAUGAGCUUGAUUGGUGUCGGUUGUAUUGUCCUCAAUCAGUGGCACAGCAGCCUUGAACAGAACUCUCAGUACAUGACUAACUUUUUGGAUGAUUUUCUGAGCCUCAAACAGACAUCUGGGCAGACUGUCCAUUUCCUUAGGCGGGAUAUUCACUCUGCAGAAAUAUCACAUGACCACAAGGACACUGGAUUAAAUGAUCACUCUGGUGUCAGUGACCCGAAAGAAGAUAUUCAGCACAAACCUGUUCUGAGACCUGCAGCCUUCAACUGCAUCCUUUAUGGACUCCCUCUCAUAAUCGGCACAUGAAAACAGGUCGCGGGGGGAUGCUGGAGCCUAUCCCAGCUGACUUUGGACACAUAGACAAACACUGACCGUCCAUAUGGACAAUUUAGAGUCACCAUGUUUUUGGAAUUUGGGAGGAAAGCGGAGUACCUGUAGAAAACCCACGCACGUACGGGAGAACAGGCAAACUCCACAAAGAGAUGCAAGCGAAGAUUUGAAACCAGGUCUCCUGACUGUGUGGCCAACAUGCUAACCACUCGGCCACCGUGUGGCCCCGACGGUUU